Messenger RNA from Chlamydomonas reinhardtii, 585 nucleotides. RefSeq lists its product as uncharacterized. The coding region runs from base 25 to 423 and encodes 132 amino acids. The transcript is spliced from 3 exons. The record is from RefSeq and is a predicted model, not a curated record. Lineage: Eukaryota; Viridiplantae; Chlorophyta; Chlorophyceae; Chlamydomonadales; Chlamydomonadaceae.
ACAUCCCUGCCGCUUCGCUGCACUAUGUUGCCGGACGAGCACGUCGCGGUGUGGCCUGCUCAGCGUGGCCGCUGCAGCGGAGGCGCAGCCCGUUUCUGUGCCGCGCCGGCGCAUCCGGUGCCUCGGCUGCUGUGCCGGGUGUUGGGCGCAGCAUCCAGCAGGGCCGGCCUCCAGCAGCAACGUGCAGCUCGUUGUCCAGCGUACUACGAGCAAGGUGUCAGCAGAAUGGGGCAUGGGCACUGGUCGGAGGGGGUACCGCACAGGGAGCUAGCGCAACUUCCUGCAGCAGUGCAGCUUGUGUCAUGCGGGCAGACGCAGUGCUCCAGUUCACAGUCCCACACGGUGGAGCCAGUCCCUGCGGCUGACUUCUUCUCACGGGGAAACCCCUUUCCUCCCACGACACGUGCGACUUUAACUGGAUGAGGCGCGCCUUCGCGGUUUUUGGGCUGCGUCGUGAGCCCUUUGCAACCAGCGCUCCCUACACCUCACCCAGAUUUCUAUGCAAUAUAAAUCCUGAUUUUCUACUGGCUGCAAGAGUCAGCGCUGGGUUUCAGGGGCGAUGAGACAGGGGCCCAUCGCAGGUCC